Chrysoperla carnea is the source of this 788-nucleotide messenger RNA. RefSeq names its product venom allergen 3-like. Gene Ontology annotation, cellular component: extracellular region. NCBI's taxonomy places the organism in Eukaryota, Metazoa, Arthropoda, Insecta, Neuroptera, Chrysopidae. The coding region runs from base 21 to 734 and encodes 237 amino acids. The transcript has a single exon. The record is from RefSeq and is a predicted model, not a curated record.
UUUCUUUUCUUAUUUUUACAAUGCAGUUCUUCUUGGUGACGUGCAUGGUUGUGACACUUUGGUUUGCAGUAGCAAAUUCAGAUUAUGCUUGCGAUGCAUGCCAUGAUGUAUCUUGCCUAUCAAAUGGCGAAUGCUCGCCAGCACCAAGAUGUAAUAACUAUCAAAAUAUAGCGUUGAACGACGAUCAAAAAAAUCAACUUCUUAACAAGCAUAAUGAACUUCGUAACAGGGUGGCAAAAGGGGAAGAAAAUGGACAACCACAAGCAUCUAAUAUGUAUGAAUUAGUAUGGGAUGAUGAAUUAGCAAAUAUUGCCCAAUGUUAUGCUAACAAAUGUGUGUUUCAACAUUUUACCUGUGAAUUACCGAAUGGUCGUGGUGGUUUUGGGCAGAAUAUUUAUGGAUCAUUUUCGUCAAAUUAUCCAAAUAAUUUAAAUUAUGAUGCAGCUGUACAAAGCUGGUAUAACGAAGUGUCUGUAUUCCCAUCCAAUAAUGUUGAUAACUAUCAGUUUGAUGGAAAUUAUGGACAUUAUUCUCAAGUUGUUUGGGCUGAAUCAAAACGGAUUGGAUGUGGUGUAGUUUUGUUUAAUGAGGAAGGAUGGUGGAAACAUCAAAUUUAUUGUAAUUAUGGGCCACCUGGUAACUAUAUUGGAUCUUCUGUUUAUCAUCGAGGUUCACCUGCAACAGAUUGUAGCAAUGGACGAUCUGAUAGAUACGAUGGCUUAUGUAGAAAUUAAAACACAAUAUUGUAGUACUGUUCAAUAUUUUUGAACCAUGAAAUAAAUCAAGAU